AAUUACCUAAGUCACCUCUAGAUGUGUGGGAUUAAAAUUUGGAACGGUUAAUUCAGUUGGACAAUAACUUCAUUUCGAAAUACUGCUGCCAGGUUUAUUAUAAUUCGCAAUAUUUCAUGUACAUGUGUGAAUAUACAGUUUAGAAAGUUAGCGAUAGAAAAAUGUCUUAAUUUAUCUUUUAAUUAAACAACGCAGUCUAAUUAUACUCAAUGAAAAAACACGGUUCAUUAUAUUUUGGGAUCAUUUUAUCAGGAACGCGCUUCUGGCAACUCUAAAAAUAUUUAACCCUGAUAAGCCGCGAUCCGAUUGGUUGAUCUUCGAAAAUAAAUCGUACAAGGUAUAAAAGGGUCCCGCUAUCGACCUACAUACCAGUAGUUCGAUAAUUACUGAUGAUUGAAAAAUGUCCCGCGCCGCCACCACCACAAAAUGGCGGCCAACAACUGCAACUUACGAUUAUAAUUACGGCGUUGGCAUAAAUUUCUAUCAACCCAUGGUCGACUUCAUAGAAGAAAAAGAUAGCGGCAGAAAAAGGGGCCUGCCCCACCUUCCUUGGACGGAUGAGCUGGGCCUGGACCAAUACGAUCCCAUGAAAAUUAAAAGUUACUCCCAAGAUGAUCUCACGAGAAUAUCUCGUAAGACAGAAGCCAGUGCGAAGGAAAGGUUAAGAGACUUUAAGUCGUGCGCUAGUUCUACUUUUGUUCUCAGCAAAUCCGUAUCGGCAGCGUCAAUAACCGAAAAAGUAAAAACCGAAACGAAAAAGCAAAAAGCGAUCAUCAGGGAAAUUAAAAAGUUAAAAUCGAAAAUGUACGACGACCUCAGGGACUACAAUCCCGACAAAGACAAAGAAAUCGAAAGGCAGCUGAUGGCAUCCCAAAAAUACCUGCGAGGAAAGUCGGCCAGGGGAAUUGAGGCCCAAUUACUCUCCGAGAGUAGAAAAACCAUCUCCGAAGGAAUAGAACAGGAUAAGUUUACGCAAAGUACGCUACAAAAGUGUAGUAGUUCCCGUAGCUUACAUAAACACGUGAAAAUAAUGGAUAAAAGGAUGCAAGUGGAACUUGAAGACAGCUUUAUGGAACCCCUCAGUAAUCUAAGUACAGAAUUAAAAUGUUUCGAUAGAAGAUCGACGCAUUACUUCAUUGAUCAAAGGUGAAAAUGUAAUGUUGUGUGGUUACUUGUUA
Messenger RNA from Anoplophora glabripennis (Asian longhorned beetle), 1178 nucleotides. Its product is annotated as paramyosin, short form-like. The transcript has a single exon. The coding region runs from base 401 to 1150 and encodes 249 amino acids. The record is from RefSeq and is a predicted model, not a curated record. NCBI's taxonomy places the organism in Eukaryota, Metazoa, Arthropoda, Insecta, Coleoptera, Cerambycidae.